This is a messenger RNA of Orbilia oligospora ATCC 24927, 330 nucleotides long. RefSeq lists its product as uncharacterized. Lineage: Eukaryota; Fungi; Ascomycota; Orbiliomycetes; Orbiliales; Orbiliaceae. Bases 1 to 330 code for a protein of 109 amino acids. The transcript is spliced from 2 exons. The record is from RefSeq and is a predicted model, not a curated record.
AUGAAUACUCUUCGACCGGGUCUAGAAGAACUUGAGAGGACAAUUUUUGUUCGGCCGCUGGAUCUUCAGCGACAGGAGGAACUAGAGAGCGAGGUUUCCUACUUCGAGCGGUUUCUAAAAAACGAGACUGCAGGAGAUAUUCGGGACUGCCUUGGAAUUCCACACUCGGAGCUCUGGCACAGAACAAAGACGCAUUUCCAGCCGGGUCUAUGUGAUCUCGUCCUCCCAAGUAUCCCAGCAGUUGUGUUGGAGGCGGUGGUACAAAGUUCGAAUUUUGGGCAUGGUGGUGGUGGUGGUGGUGGUGGUGCUUGGACAUGUGCUUACCCGUAA